CUUCCUACAUUGGCGGUCUUCUAUUCUACGCCUUCCACUUCCCCGAAUGCUUGUGGACAGCCCACCACCACGCCGACAGCCACUCUGUGUACGAAAAAGAGUACAAAGCCAAGGCACUACCUGCAAGAUGGACAGAUUGGGUCGGAGGAGGAAGUCACGCCAUUUGGCACACCUUUAUUAUCGCCGCUGUUUUGUUACAUAGAAAUGCGAUUCCUACUCUCGCCAAGGGGCUGGGAGGGGAAUGCUGUGAUGUCUGGGGCCGGUACUGACGAGCUAUGUAUUAUCUUUGAUAUUCUUUUUAGACAAAAACUGGGACUCUGGUUUCCGGAUACCCCGGCUGCCCAGGCCGAUCGAUGGUAG
Messenger RNA from Acaulospora colombiana, 360 nucleotides. The record is from the annotation of a GenBank genome assembly. NCBI's taxonomy places the organism in Eukaryota, Fungi, Glomeromycota, Glomeromycetes, Diversisporales, Acaulosporaceae.